UAUGGAUUGACAACAAUGACAGCACAACAUAACCAAUUGAAAUCAUUCAACAUAAAGAAACGUAAAAUAUAGUUUCUGAGAUGGGUACUUUAGUCAGGAUUUUUAAUAGAUUAACAUUACUAGACGCUUCUGCUACAUGUUCUAAAGCUUUAAUCCCGGUAAGAUACAAAGCAAAACAUGUGGAAAAACCUGAAAUUGGCCAUGGAAAAUCAUUUCGACGAAUAGUUCACUAUCCUGAAGAAUACACAGUCAAACCUUUAAACGUUACUAAUUUGGGAGGCAGAGACCCUAAAACUGGCAGAAUGGUUGUGAAGGGCAUUGGAGGAGGUAUAAAACAUAAAUAUCAUUGGAUAGAUUGGAAACGUGUUGGUCCAAGUGAAGAGGGUCAAGUUCAAAUAGAAAAAGUGAUAAAAAUCAUCAAAGAUGGUUGUAGAACAGCAAAUAUAGCUUUAGUGGCGAACGGAGAUAAGUUAAAGUACAUCCUGGCAACCGUGAAUAUGAAACCUGGAGAUUUGAUCAAAACUUCUUGUCAUAUACCUAGGAUACCAGUCAGAGCCAAUGAAGGAGAUGCCUAUCCACUAGGAGCCCUACCAAUAGGAACACAAGUGCACUGUGUUGAGAAAUACCCUGGUUUAGGAGGUUUCCUUGUACAUUCUGCUGGAACAUAUGCAACCAUAGUGAGAAAGGCCCCGAAUGAUCAUGUUGUUAUCAUGAUGCCAUCGAAAAAGGAAUUCAGUCUGCCUGCCAUUUGCAUGUGUACUGUGGGAAGAUUGAGUAAUAUAGAACACGGAAGUACUCCGAUAGGAUCUGCGCAGAGAAAUAGGGAAUUGGGAAACCGACCAAGAUCAGGUUUGUGGCAGAGAAAGAAGGGUUGUCAUGGAAGGAAAAUAAGACGACCACCCCCAGUUAAAACUAUCGUCCCACUGGUUCAGGAUGACAUAGACACUAUUGUAUUUAGUUGUGACAGGCCGUUUGUGAAAACUCCGAGGAAUCAUUUUCAUUACUAAUUAAAUUGGAAAUAAAAGUUAUUUUUUUGGAA
Leptinotarsa decemlineata (Colorado potato beetle) is the source of this 1039-nucleotide messenger RNA. It is a transcript of the gene mRpL2, whose product is annotated as mitochondrial ribosomal protein L2. The record is from RefSeq and is a predicted model, not a curated record. Gene Ontology annotation, cellular component: ribosome; mitochondrial large ribosomal subunit. Gene Ontology annotation, molecular function: RNA binding; structural constituent of ribosome. Gene Ontology annotation, biological process: mitochondrial translation. NCBI's taxonomy places the organism in Eukaryota, Metazoa, Arthropoda, Insecta, Coleoptera, Chrysomelidae.